CUCUCCCUUUCUCUCCCUACCCCCCCCCCCCCCCCCGGAUGACUUCACUGUUCCGCCUGGGGUUCCUUUAUGAUCGCGGGAUCUCCCCCUCCUACAUCAAACACACACAAACACACACUGCGCUCAUUCUCGCUCUCCUUCCCACCUGGACGCACUGACUUAGCUUUUGCUCUGCGCUAUAAUAAACUACUGUGUUUCACGGAUAUUCGCAGGAUUUUCUACAACUUGUACUUGGGUUCGCGUCUGUUUCUGUCGUCUGCUAUUCCGUUCCAACUUCUGUCACCAUGUCUGAGGUUCUGCCGUACAACGAGGGGAAGAUGAACGGCUACGGAGCGGACAACGACGUCAGCCAGAUGUCCUUCAGCUGCGGGCUGCAAGACACAAGCUCGUUUUUCGGGGCGUCGCAGGCGAAAAGACCCCCAAAACUCGGCCAAAUAGGCAGAGCAAAGAGAGUGGUCAUCGAGGACGACCGAAUAGACGAGGUUUUGAAGGGAAUGACGGACAAAGCGUCAUCCGGCGUCUAAAGGUCCAGCGACGCCUCGCAGACAUUUAAUUUUUAAAACAUCACCAGUUUGAAGCAGUUGUCGGCUGUGUGUGAAUGAUGGAGGACGAAGAGAGACGACGCGCUGCCAAAAGGCGACAGAAGCGUAAACUAGAGAGAGUUGGCGACGGCGAGAUACUCGGCAUUCGCCGGACAUUCUACAAAACGAAAAGCCGAUUUCUAUAUAUAUAUAAAUAUAUAUUAAAAGGCCUAAAUAAAAGCGUAGCUGCGCAGAAAGUCAUCGACGCUGCAGCGGGUUCCCAUGUGGCUCCAUUAACGAGCUCUGCCACUGCUUUCCACGGUGGACGGAUUCGCCUUCACUUCACGAGCAUUUUCUUCCAACAUGCGCCGUAUAAGCAUCGACCUUAGAGAGCGCAGGACAAAGCACAUCUCCAGCUUUAUUAUCGUAUUUGUACAGAAUCUCACAUUCGAAAGAGAGUCGUAUUUACGCCUGUAGCCAAUUUGCGCUUCAAAAAAAAGUGAAAAGUGAAGGGUGUGUACUGAAUCAGCACCUGCGCCUUUACGCACAGUGUAGAGUUCAUUCCAGCUGCUGCUAGAGCUGUUUAUAGUAGUCUAAUACACAUACACAAAAAGAUAUUUCAAAAUCAAAAGACCCAGUGGAUGGUGCGAUGUUAAUAUCUUUAACUGUAUAGACUUCUUGUUGAAAAGAUGACGUAUUUUGCCCGAUUUUCAUCGUGAUGGCGCGCGGUCCCGCAACAAAGGACCAUUGUGGGUGUGCAUUAAAUUCACACACUGAAAAAAGGACUCCACAGAAAUAAUAGAUGAUGGCCUAUAAAAUGGCCCAAUGUCAUUUUUUUUUUGCGUUUUGUUUCUCCACCUCUUUGCAUGUAUUUUUAUCUUCGGUGCCAAUGCAGUUGACAUAACUUUUGUGCCGUAUUCACAUUACUGCGGAAAAUAAACGUAGCGCAUGAUUUAAUGACUCCAGCACUGUCGGCGGAGCUGCAUAUAGUGUAUGAUCAGGUUUGUAAUCAUGAGGUGGCAAAGGAACCACAUUAAGGGGUAGCACCACUCAGUUAUGUAGCUAUAGAAAAACCUUGAAGCUGCAGAAUGUUUGGUACAAAAUGAAUGGCUAUAUAAUGACUCUGUUGGCCUUAUAGUUAUAUAGUUUUUAAGAUAAAUGUUCCUUCAUCAUCACAAACUAGAAUUUAAAUAAACAUAAUCAUCAAGAUAUUAUUCGUUUUUGUACAUAAAAAGUAUUCCAUAAAAAUAAUAGACAUGGUUGAUAGAAGAUGAGGUCAGAAUUGGUGUUUUAUGAUUUAUUUAAAGGGUAGCAAGUGGUGCAGCAGACAAAACCAUUUGACCUUCCUUCUGGAAACAAUGCAAACAAGUAGCAUUUAAGGCUAGCAUAACAGGAAACUACAACAAGGGUUCUAUUACACAAACAAAUUCACUUUUAAACAUUCAGGUAAAAUAACCAACCUUGCAGAUCAUUUGGGUUUAUUAUCAUUAAAGUCUAUCUUUUUUGACGCACUCUAACAGCACAGCAUUGAAAAGGUAUGAGGACAACACUCAGUUCAGGUCAAUGUCCAUGGAAACAUUUUCCCACAAUGAUAUGAAUACAGCAUCACUCAUGACAGAUUUUUUUAAGUCACUUUUGUAUUUUUCUUGCAUCUAAUAUUUAUUAUAUAUAACCUCUGUUAUUUUAUUGUCUUACACAAAAAUGUUUGUAUCUCAGAAAGUUAUGAGAAGAUAACACAACUGAAAGGGUUGUUACAUUGUUUAGUAUCAGACAAGGGACUUUAUUUCUCUCUUUAAAGGGACAUGCUGAAUGUGCUGCGGGGUUUAUUUGCACAAAUCAAUGUUAUUAAUAUAACUAAGAAAUUGUAUACUGUGACUUGAGUUUCAUUGAUUACUUUGUUAGAAGAUGGUGACCUUAGAUUCUACUACGCUGUUUACGACUAUCCUCAAAUAACAGUGUUAUUUGAUGAGUUUCUGAGCGUUAUAUCUAUGCGUUUUUCUGUUUAUUUUGUACAAUUCUUAUAAAAAAAAAUUCUGGUUUGUUGUGCAUGAAACCAACUUUUCAAAAACUGGCAUUGUUUAAGCAAAGAAGCAACAAAAAUGUAAUCGCAUUCUGAGAAUGAUUCAUUGUAUAUUAUGAUGCCAUUUUCACUGUACUUGGUGAAUUAAUAAAUGGUGGGAAGAAA
Tachysurus fulvidraco (yellow catfish) is the source of this 2706-nucleotide messenger RNA. RefSeq names its product calcium/calmodulin-dependent protein kinase II inhibitor 1a (gene camk2n1a). Gene Ontology annotation, biological process: negative regulation of protein kinase activity. The transcript has 2 exons. Bases 285 to 524 code for a protein of 79 amino acids. Lineage: Eukaryota; Metazoa; Chordata; Actinopteri; Siluriformes; Bagridae. Gene Ontology annotation, molecular function: protein kinase binding; calcium-dependent protein kinase inhibitor activity. The record is from RefSeq and is a predicted model, not a curated record.